This is a messenger RNA of Ceratitis capitata (Mediterranean fruit fly), 1198 nucleotides long. Its product is annotated as probable rRNA-processing protein EBP2 homolog. The transcript is spliced from 3 exons. Bases 188 to 1111 code for a protein of 307 amino acids. NCBI's taxonomy places the organism in Eukaryota, Metazoa, Arthropoda, Insecta, Diptera, Tephritidae. The record is from RefSeq and is a predicted model, not a curated record. Gene Ontology annotation, cellular component: nuclear periphery; preribosome, large subunit precursor; nucleolus. Gene Ontology annotation, biological process: ribosomal large subunit biogenesis; rRNA processing.
UAGCCGAUUCGCUGCCGCUGUUCUUUGAAUUCGCCUAAUAUGCUUUGUAAUCAUUUUAAUGUUCUGGCAUCUCGGAUUGUCAAUCAAAAUACAGCUCUGUGUUUUUAGUGUCAUUGUAAAGCGACAGUGCACGUGCAGCAUUUGUUUUUAAAUUAUUUGCAAGUUUCAUUUGGAUAAAUUCGUAAAAAUGAAAAGAAAGCCACAACUGGAAGCUGAAACAGAUUCCGAAUAUUAUUCGGAUGACAAUUCGGACGAAGAGCUGCAAGAAGCGUUUGCUCGUGGUGACCUUAAGCCGGGCUUAAAUAUUGAGUUUAAUGCAGGAAAAGAGAAAGUCAACGAUAUACCCAAGCUGUUAUCAAAAGCUGAUGAAAUCAAAUUAGAUUUGCCAUGGGUAGAACGGAUGGAUAUGAUCAACGAUUUAGCACCGUUGGCACCAGAAUUAGUCAUACAAUUAGAAAAGCAUGAACAAAAGCGGGAAAAUAUGUUUAAAGGCAAUGCUAAAAUUCCAUAUGUACGUCCCGAGGAAGAUCCUGUGCUUAAUGAUUUCAAACGUGAAAUGCUAUUCCAUCGUCAAGCUCAAGCCGCAGUCUUAGAAGGUAUAAAACGUUUACAUGCAGCUGGUAUUGUUACACGUCGGCCAGAUGACUACUUUGCCGAAAUGGCUAAAUCAGAUGAACACAUGCAAAAAGUUCGAAAAAAUCUUAUGGCCAAACAGGAGGGUCAAGCAAAGUCAGAACGCAUUAAACAAAUUCGUGAACAGCGUAAAAUGGGCAAAUUGCUGGCUAAACAAACAAAAGUACAGAGAGAAAUGGAAAAGAAAGAUAUGCUAGACAAACUUAAAAAAUUCAGAAAGGGAAAGCUUAAAAAUCUGGAUUUUCUUGAGGAUGCCAAAGCUUUAGAAUCACAAAAGAAGAAAUCAGCAGAUAAACGUAAGCAGCGCAAUAAAAAAUUCGGGUUUGGUGGAAAAAAGAAGGGUCUGAAACGAAACACAAAAUCAUCGGCUGGCGGAUAUGAAAAGGUCAAAAAUUUCAGAAAAGGAUCAAAAGCGUCCAGCAGCGGUAGCAAGCGUCUCGGUAAAUCCCGCCGGGUUAAAGCUAAAUCAAAGAAGUAAAUUUUUUAGUAAUCUUAGGUAAGGCUUAUUAUAAAUAAAUAUUAAAAAAAAAAAUAAAAAGUAAUGUGUUACUAAUUUUUAUUAAUC